Molecule: messenger RNA, 1977 nt
Organism: Lodderomyces parapsilosis
Lineage: Eukaryota; Fungi; Ascomycota; Pichiomycetes; Serinales; Debaryomycetaceae
Product: putative GTPase
Exons: 1
Coding region: 1-1977 (658 amino acids)
Biological process (GO): ribosomal subunit export from nucleus
Cellular component (GO): cytosol
Molecular function (GO): GTPase activity; GTP binding
Source: RefSeq, a predicted model, not a curated record
AUGGAGUCUAAUAACAAAGUAUCGUUACACCCGGAGCAAAAGAAAUGGAAGGCUCCAAAGGGGCCGAAGCCAGUUCACCACAAGAACAAAAACCUCAUAGGUUUGGGUCGUACCAUAGCAAAUCAGAGGUCCAAGGAAAAUGAAGUUCAAUAUUUGCCAGAUGGGGAGAUGAGAUUCACCACAGACAAGAAAGAUCCCAACUGGGUCAAAUUGAGAUCAGUUACACAAGAAAAUUCUUUGGAUGAAUUUUUGAGUACAGCACAAUUGGCUGAUACUGAUUUUAGUGCAGAGAGAGGACAGCAAGUUAAAAUCAUCAAAGUUGGCAACACAAACAUAAUCAACUCUAAUGGAUUAUUGAGUACGGAUGAGAUGUUAGCAAUGAGGCAGAAACAUAUGAUGUUUGAAAAUAAAUUGACUAUUCCAAGACGUCCAAAGUGGUUCAAACAACAAAGUAAAUUAGAAAUCGAAAGGCAGGAAAAUCUCGCAUUUUUAGCAUGGAGGAGAGACUUGGCAAGUUUGACGGAAAAUAAUGAUUUGUUAUUGACCCCAUUCGAAAGGAACUUGGAGGUUUGGAGACAGUUAUGGAGAGUGGUGGAGAGAUGUGACUUGGUGGUGCAAAUUGUUGACGCAAGGAAUCCGUUGUUUUUCAGAUCUAUUGAUUUGGAAAAGUAUGUUGACGGUUUCAACGAAAAUAAUGACCCAAAUCAUCAAAAAAGGAACUUGCUACUUGUCAACAAGGCAGAUAUGUUGAGUCGUGACCAAAGAGUAGCAUGGGCUGACUAUUUCAAAGCAAAGAACAUCAACUAUGUAUUCUUCUCUGCAGCCAAUGCAAAUGCAUUGUUGGAAAAGGAGAGAGAGGAAGCAGAACAGAUUGAACAGCAUAUACAGGAAGGCUCUCUGACCAGUGCUGACCAGUUGGUUGAUGACUUGGAGACAGAUGAGUCUGUGAGAAUUUUGAAAAUUGAAGAGCUCGAGCAAUUGUUUAUGGACUCUGCGCCAAACUUUGAGGUGGACCCAGAAUUUCCUGAUCGUAAAUUGCAGAUUGGUCUUGUUGGGUACCCCAAUGUUGGUAAAUCCUCCACAAUUAACGCCUUGAUUGGAUCAAAGAAAGUAUCAGUCUCCUCAACACCAGGUAAAACAAAACAUUUUCAAACACUCCAUCUAACUCCCGAUGUUAUACUUUGUGAUUGCCCUGGUUUAGUGUUUCCUAAUUUUGCCUACACCAAUGCCGAAUUGGUUUGUAAUGGUGUUUUGCCAAUUGAUCAAUUACGUGAACAUAUCCCCCCAACUGCACUAGUGUGUCAAAGGAUACCGAAGUUUUUUCUUGAAGCUGUGUAUGGUAUUCACAUACCUAUUCAACUGGUUGAAGAUGGAGGUAACGGAGAGUACCCAACAGCUAGAGAAUUGCUUAAUGCUUACGCGAGAGCAAGAGGUUACAUGACACAAGGAUUUGGGGCUGCUGACGAACCAAGGGCAGCCAGGUACAUUCUUAAAGAUUAUGUUAAUGGGAAACUCCUUUAUGUGAACCCUCCUCCAGUCCUUGUUAAUGGAGAGUGGCAAUUGUUGGAUUUGCAAAAGAGUAGAGAAUUCAAUAAGGAGUUGUACACUUUACAACAUCUCCCUGAAUCAAGACGACAACAGAUUGAGCAUGCCAUGAAGGCGAGAAAUAUUUCAAUUGAUCAGUUUGAUUUGCAAAAAGAUAUCUCCAAGUUGAAUUUUUCCAUGCAUAUUGGUGGUGGCGAAGAGAGUAGUGGCAGUACAACUGGGGCAAAGACGUUAUUUUACGGAGGAAAACAGGCCAAGUUGGAAAGUGCUGGUGAUGAUUUAGAUCAAGAGUUUUUUGCAAUGGGUAACGUUGAGGGUAAAUUGAAUACACCAUUCCACAAAAAGACCAUCUCAUUACCAACUAAGUCUGAUAAGAAGCACAACAAGAAAAACAAGAAACAGGAGAAGAAGCAUAGAUUCGUAGCUAGUUAA